AUGGAAGAACAAACAGAAACUUUACCUUGGGAUUAUGAGCGCACUGUUAAGAGUCUGUUACCGCAGUGCUCUAGUCUUUUGGACAUGGGAACUGGCGAAGGUGAAUUUCUCGCUUCUUUAGGUCCGCUACCUGAAGAUACGUGUGCGACUGAAGGUUGGGCUCCAAACAUUGAUAUUGCAAGGAAACGAUUAAAGCCUCUUGGAGUAACCGUUACUGCCAUCACCGAUAAUGAUGUUCGGCUUCCUCUAAAUGACAAUAGAUUUGACUUGAUAAUUAAUCACCACGAACCCUAUAUCGCCUAUGAAGUUAAUCGGCUUCUUAAGAAUGGCGGAUUAUUUCUAACUCAGCAAACUGGUGAAGACGAAAACACUGAGCUGAAUAGACUUUUGGGUGUACCAGAAACUCUUGGAUACCGGGAGUGGCAUUGUGAACAGGCGUGUGUCGAGUUAGCCACUGCCGGAUUAACUAUACUACAAAAGAAAGAGGCAUUCAUAGAGACCAAGUUCUAUGAUGUUGGAGCAAUUGUCCACUAUUUAAAAGCGAAUCCGUGGCAAGUUGAAGAUUUUUCG
Molecule: messenger RNA, 570 nt
Organism: Acaulospora colombiana
Lineage: Eukaryota; Fungi; Glomeromycota; Glomeromycetes; Diversisporales; Acaulosporaceae
Source: the annotation of a GenBank genome assembly